Coccinella septempunctata (seven-spotted ladybird) is the source of this 2207-nucleotide messenger RNA. Its product is annotated as G-protein coupled receptor moody-like. The transcript is spliced from 3 exons. Gene Ontology annotation, cellular component: membrane. NCBI's taxonomy places the organism in Eukaryota, Metazoa, Arthropoda, Insecta, Coleoptera, Coccinellidae. The record is from RefSeq and is a predicted model, not a curated record. Gene Ontology annotation, molecular function: G protein-coupled receptor activity. The coding region runs from base 303 to 1340 and encodes 345 amino acids. Gene Ontology annotation, biological process: G protein-coupled receptor signaling pathway.
CCGUGUAUCCAGUUUGAAAGGUAAAUCAGCGUUAGUCAUGAUCUUGGUUAGUUCCAAUGGUACUUCCAACGAAAUGAUUACUAACUAAAUGACUAACGACACCGAGAGAGCCCGGGCCUCGAUGGUAGUGGCUGGCUCAUUCAGUCGAUCACUUGUUGCAUUUUACUACGCGCGGCAGUUUAUUACCAGUUAAAGGCUGCAAUUAAAAUUAAUUUUUAACCAUCCUGUGCGUGUUGUCAUCUGACAAAAGGGAUAGUCCCCUAUGUGAUGCUCCAUUUAAAUUAACUCUUCUGUGUUCAGUGAUGGAUCGGAAUUGUUCUGUGAUGGAGGAGGUGACCGCGCGUUCGCAUUUUUCGGAACUGGUGAGGUACUCCCGGCCCAUGCUGACAGCGGCUGGAGUGAUCACCCUCAUCAUCAUGGUGAUUGGAGUCGUGGGAAAUUCCCUGACAGUUGUGGCGUUGAUCAGAAACGCCAAGAUCAGGACCGUAGCCGCUGCGUUUAUAGCAAGCCUGUGCAUCUCCGACCUCCUGUUCUGCUUCUUGGUAGUACCUUUCGCAGCCAGCCAGUUCUUCCACGGCACCUGGAUCCACGGUAAAGUCCUGUGUUCCAUGAUCCCCAUGCUGAGGUACGGCAGCGUAGGAGUGUCCCUCCUCAGCAUUGUCAUCAUAUCCAUCAACCGCUACAUCCUCAUAGCUUGGCCAUCGCUGUACCCCAGCAUCUUCACCAAGACCAGGGUCACCCUCUACAUCAUCGGGAUCUGGGCCUUCAGCUACGGCAUCCAGAUACCCACCUUGUUCGGGGUCUGGGGCACCUUUGGUUUAGACGAAAAACUCGGCACUUGCUCCAUCAAGGAAGACGAGUACUGUAGGAAUCCGAAGAACAUGUUGUUCUUCUAUGGUUUCGCGACCCCUUGCAUCGUGAUCAUAAUCUGUUACGCGAAGAUCUUCUGGGUGGUACGGCAGUCUCACAAAAGAAUGGCGGAGCACACCACGAGUACCAACUACAAGAGGAGCGAAAUGCACAUCACCAAAAUGGUUUUGGUCAUUUUCAUCUGCUUUGUCGUGUGUUACCUACCCCUGGCGAUUGUUAAACUGUUGGACAGUGAGGUUGAUCAUCCUCCCCUUCACGUCCUUGGGUACAUCCUUCUUUACUCAGCGUCCUGCGUCAAUCCAGUGGUUUACGUCACGAUGAACAAGCAGUACAGACAGGCGUAUCUGAACACAAUCCGGUGUGACUUCAUGAACAACAUAGAGUCUUACAAUACGCAGCCGCAGAACAGUAAAACGCAUUUAUCAGUGAAUUAUCUGAAAAAUAUGGUGAUAAAAUCGCCCAAAGUAUGACCAAUUCAGUGAUUGAAGCUCAAAUGUAAGGUGAAACGUUUGGGAAAUGCGAAUUGCAGUAUUAUGGACUGAUAGCCACGAUUUAAGGUCUGAAUCAUACCAAUGCAUAUGUGAUAUUACGAUAGAUUGAGUUGAGAAGAAGAGAUUUCGGAGGGAUUUGUCUAUAAAUAAUACUCUUUUCUGUUGAAUUUCACUCAAAUAACAUUAUACUUGCCUGGGUUGUUUCGGAUUCGAUUUAAGCUACUUUAUUCCUUAUCGACUGCAAUCUCCUGAACUGUGGUUGUGAUUGAGCAACUUAUCAUGGGGCUUCGAUAAGUUUAUCUAUUCUUGGAAAGAAAACCACGAUCGAAUCAUAACAUGAAUGGUCGAGUUGAGGUCUUUUUCUGAAAGAAAUUUUAUAAUCGAACCAACAGUAUAAUGUGGAAUCAAUUUUCAACAGAAUUUCCUGUUGAAAAUCCUCUAAAAAACUGAUGAAAGUAUUUUCAUUCCUCAAAGACUGUUGAACCUGUUAAAAUAAACUUCCAAAUAGUUAGAAACCAUUUUGGUGACCAAGCAUUUCCAUGUGAUAAAUAUGCCAUUUCAAUUAAAUUUGUACAUAGUUAAAAUUAAUGUAUGUUAUUUAUUUUUAGUUGAGAUAAUUAUUAUUGAAUUUUUAAUCGUUGCGUUGAAGAGUACAAAGAUAUAUCGCGAAUAAAACGGAAUAUUUGCUUCGUUUUAUGCAAGGAUUCCGCCUUACAUUAAGGAUUUUAUCUUGUUCCAUACCCCGAUGUAAAUAAUUUUAUUGCAGAAGUUCAUUAUGUACCAUUGAAUUGAAUUUAUUCUGUAGGGAAUAUUCAUACUGAAGAAAUAAACAAUAUUUGUAGAUUA